Cutaneotrichosporon oleaginosum is the source of this 723-nucleotide messenger RNA. RefSeq lists its product as uncharacterized. The record is from RefSeq and is a predicted model, not a curated record. Lineage: Eukaryota; Fungi; Basidiomycota; Tremellomycetes; Trichosporonales; Trichosporonaceae.
AUGUUCAUGUGUCAGUGGGUCCCACAAUGCGCCGUGCCGAUGGGCCCCAUGACCUACGGUAACUAUCAUACCGCCCCUUCCCAAUACCUGAGUAUGGCAAUGGGCUCGAAUGCCGCCCUGCAAGAAGAGGGCGUCAAGUCCUACAUACAAUGGUUCACCAAUGACGAUCAGACGCGGGACCUCGCCCAUCCUGGUGACAUUCAGAACAUCGUCUCCCUUGCAAAGGACGAAGGCAAACGCAAGAUUAUUCUCGAAGUUCUCAAGAGUCGUCUAGGUCUCGGCUGGCCAUACAACUACCGGGCACUCGACAUCUUGUCAAAUCUUGACCCUACUUAUCUUAUUGGCAUGCUCGACGACAUCAGCAAGUUUGCUAGCCCGGCAGCCGGUGUCUUUGGCGGCGAGCAACUCAAGCUCGUCACGAACACCUUUAUCGACAAGGUCAAGGCGGCCAAGAAGAAGAAGGAAGACGACGAGUUGGCAAAGAAGCACGCCGAAAUGAUGGCGAUGUGGGGUCCGCUGUUCACAAAUGAACCUGCGAAGCCAGUCUACCCCGCUCACUUGUUCUUCCCCCACACAGCGUCGCGACCCGUUCCCUACCCUUACGUUCCGCCAGGCCUCAACUGCCCCCCAGUCACCUGGGCGAACACUGCUCCCGAGGGCUGGACAUCGUGGGUCACGCCAGAGGCGCGCGGAGUGCCCAAGUGCUGCAUGCCGCCCUGGUAA